AUGUUGCGGUGGUAUCAAGCUAAGCUGGCUAAGCAGCCCAUCCUCACUUCCAGUAUCACCAGUGCUCUGCUUUUCGGUUGCGGAGAUGUCCUAGCGCAGCAGGCUGUUGAUCGUAAAGGCUUUGAGAAGCAUGAUUUUGCAAGGACCGGUCGGAUGGCUCUAUACGGUGGAGCCAUAUUCGGACCGGCUGCCACUACAUGGUAUGCAUUUCUUCAACGGAACGUCGCCUUGAAGAGUUACAAGGCUACUAUUGUCGCCCGUGUCAUUGCAGACCAGGCCAUCUUCACACCCGCCCACCUCACCUGUUUCCUGACAUCCAUGGCAAUCAUGGAAGGCACCGACCCUAUCGAGAAAUGGCGCACCAGCUUUGUUCCCAGCUACAAAGCCAAUCUCUCAAUCUGGCCUUUCGUUCAGGGCGUUAACUUCUCAAUUGUUCCCCUAGAGUACAGAGUCUUGGUUGUCAAUGUGGUCAGCUUGGGCUGGAACUGCCUUCUGAGCUUGAUCAAUAGCGGCGAAAAAUGA
This is a messenger RNA of Aspergillus clavatus NRRL 1, 522 nucleotides long. RefSeq names its product Mpv17/PMP22 family protein. The transcript has 5 exons. Gene Ontology annotation, cellular component: mitochondrion; cytoplasm; membrane. The record is from RefSeq and is a predicted model, not a curated record. Lineage: Eukaryota; Fungi; Ascomycota; Eurotiomycetes; Eurotiales; Aspergillaceae. Bases 1 to 522 code for a protein of 173 amino acids.